Molecule: messenger RNA, 6270 nt
Organism: Trichomycterus rosablanca
Lineage: Eukaryota; Metazoa; Chordata; Actinopteri; Siluriformes; Trichomycteridae
Product: TBC1 domain family member 10B-like
Exons: 10
Coding region: 335-3007 (890 amino acids)
Source: RefSeq, a predicted model, not a curated record
ACUCAUUAUUAUAAUCACAAACAUCACCGCGGUCUCAGUGAUCACAAAUCCGUCUGAUCUGCAGCCAGUGUUUCCGUUUAAAUUCAGAAUGACACCGCCUGCUAAUGCUAAGCUAGGCUAAUCAACUGUGCUAAGCUAACGAUACAGUUACAACCGGACGGUGCAGCGGAUUCUGGAUUCAUUUCUUUUCGACCGGAUCGAAUCGUGGCAGUUUGGAUUAAACAGGCAUUUAAAGGAAAAACAGGACCAAGAAGCCGGAGCUGUGGAGGGGGGAAGCGGAUAACAUUCCGACCGGGUGGACGUCGCGCAUCCUGCCGGACUGCCGAGAGGAGCGAUGGCAGAGGUCAGCGCCCUCACCCCUUCUCCUCCGGCGAUGGCAGAUCAGUCAGUACCCGCCCCUCCUCCUCCCCUCGUCCACUCCCUCCCUGCGGAGUCCUCUAAAACCGUCAACGCCCCCAAAUCCUCUUUAUACGGGGACAGGUCCGUGAUGGCUGCCGCUGCGUUGCUGCCGGCUGCUAAGGAGACCUCCGCACCUUGGGGGGCGACUUCUGCACCUGUGGGGACGACCUCUGCGCUUUCCCAACAUUCCCCGGUCCUGCCUGCGGAGUCUGGAAUGGCUUGUUCUCCUGAAAGAGGAACCGAAAGUUUUCCCGCUUCGUCUGAUCGGAACGACGGCUCACCCGAACCCCGGGGAGCGACCGAGGAGCCUUUAGCGCCCCCUCGUACGGCACAGAAUUCUACAGUGCAGCUCAGCCCGACCUCCAGCUCCUCACACGCCCCCCCUUACUCUCCUCCAGCCGUGGUCCCCCUGUCCCCCGAGCACUCGUCCGACCACAAGCCCGAUCCCCCGGCGGUCGUGGUUCAGGGGUCGUCGGCUCCGGCUCCGGCCCCGUGUCAUUCCGGCCCCGCCCUGGACACGCUCAGCUACCUGGAGUCGGCGAGCAUGAUGUCGGGAACGCUGGAGUCUCUGUCGGGCAUCGGCGAGGACGGCAGCUCCAUCGGGUCCGACUCUGAGCUCAACGGGCCGGCCAUGAGACGUACAGAUAAAUACGGCUUCCUCGGAGGAGCGCAGUACAGCGAGGGCGGUGAGCUGGAGCUCAGUGUGGAGGUGGCACGGCACCGAGAGAUGAAAUGGCUGGAGAUGUUCAGAAACUGGGACAAGUGGAUCCUUCGCCGCUUCCCGAAGGUGAAGCUGCGCUGUCGGAAGGGAAUCCCCUCGUCCCUGAGAGCUCGAGCCUGGCAGCUUCUCUCCAACAGCGAGGAGCUUUUGCUCGCAAACCCCAACAAGUUUGAGGAGCUCGAUCGACAGCCGGGAGAGCCGAAGUGGCUGGACAUCAUCGAGAAGGACUUACACAGGCAGUUUCCCUUCCACGAGAUGUUUGCAGCACGAGGAGGCCACGGUCAGCAGGAUCUGUAUCGUAUACUGAAGGCCUACACUAUUUAUCAGCCGGAUGAAGGGUACUGUCAGGCUCAGGCUCCUGUAGCAGCAGUGCUGUUGAUGCACAUGCCCGCGGAGCAAGCGUUCUGGUGUCUAGUGCAGAUCUGUGAGAGAUACCUGCCGGGCUACUACAGCGCAGGACUGGAAGCGAUCCAGCUGGACGGCGAGAUCUUUUUCUCCUUGCUGAGGAGGGCGUGUCCGAUGGCCUACCGCCACCUGAAGAAGUUUAAGAUCGACCCCAUCCUCUACAUGACCGAGUGGUUCAUGUGCAUCUUCUCUCGCACCCUGCCCUGGUCCUGCGUCCUCCGUGUCUGGGACAUGUUCUUCUGUGAAGGGGUGAAGAUCGUGUUCCGGGUGGGGAUGGUCCUGCUGAAGCAGAUGUUGGGUUCGGUGGAUAAACUGCGAGAGCUGCAGGGGAUGUACGAGACCAUGGAGCGCCUGAGGAACAUCCCGCCAGAGAACGUCCGGGAGGACCUGCUGGUCCAUGAGGUAAUUAGUCUGGCCGUCACCGAGGCUCAGAUCGAGCGGGAAUGCCGCGUUCAGGUACGGAAAUGGCGGGAAUCUCGCGGCGCCCUGACCCACCAGCCGGGCCGCAGGCUCCACGGCACGCGCGCCAUCUUCGAGCAAAAACGCCGGGCCGUCGCUAUCAGCUCCGGCGGGAGCCUGUCCUUCCUGGGCAGCUCGCUUUCCCCUCCACCCCCUGGCCCCCUGCGCUCCUCCUCCAGCCUCCUGUCUCUCCCUGGCUUCCGAAAAUCCAAAAUGCCCUUCUCUUACGCCAAAAAGGGCUCCUUCUCAGGGGCCUCGGGGACAGAGCAGCAGGUGUUCGGGGGCGGCACUUCUGUCAUGAUAACAUCGUCAGCCAGGCCAGUGCGGGUCCCUGUUUCCGUCGCGGUCCCUACUACUGGAGGCGCAGCAGGGCGAGGGCCUAGUCCUUUGGCAGCAGAACCAUCAACAGGAGCGGCAUCUGAACCGGAGCAGAAAUCCACGUCGGGAUCCGGAUCAGUGGAAAAAUCCCAACCAGGAUCUGAACCCGGGACAAAAUCCGAACUGGAAUCUGGAACCGGGACAAAAUCCGAACUGGAAUCUGGAACCGGGGCAAAAUCCGAACUGGAAUCUGGAACCGGGGCAAAAUCCGAACUGGAAUCUGGAACGGCAGCUCCGUCUGUAAAGCCACCGAAACGGGAACCCUCCCCGGCGACGAAGUCCGGCCCGGAAUCCGCCCGCCCUCCUCUUCCCAACCAGCUCCAUCCGCCUAAAGUCACCUCGGAACAGAUCACCCCCACCAUCCCGUCCCCCACCGCGAACAACGUCCCGCUGCCGCCGUUAUUGGACGACGCGAAGAAAAAGAAGAAGAGCAAGGAGGUCAAGAGGAAAGAGAAGGAGGAGGAGAAGCAGAAGGCCAGAGAGAAGAAGGAGCGCGAGAAAACCGAGAAAGAGAAAACCAGGAGGGAGAAGGAGAGGGCCGAGAGGGAGAAGAGGAAGGAGAAAACCGGCAAGAAGAAGGACAAACCCGCCGGCGCCGAGGCGGAGGACAAGAACGGAGCCGCCGCGGCGAAGAGCGUCGCCUAGAUCCGGAAAGAUCUAUGAGACUAGAGCACAAUGAAAGACGGGAUUCCCGUUAGUGGACGUUUUUGUCUUUAAUUCAUCCUCGCAGACUAAUUCGUCCCCAUUUACAGUCCCGUGCGCCAGUAUCGUCCACUAGGAUCGUCCACUAGGAACACUUGCUAGGAGAAGCGGGCGCACUCUGCCUGUACAGUUACGUCCCGGUUCGAGACUGAUGACGUAUCAGAGCUUGUAUUUAUUCUCGCCUGUUAGCCUGUGUGUUUACUCGUCUGUACUCUGGUUGUGUGGCGUGUUGUGUAGUCGUGUCAUGUCGCUUAUCCGCUGCUCUGUGUUUUUAACCCGCUCGCUUGUAGUCCUCGUCCUCCUGGUGACGACGUGAUGGCACUUACUGACAGUGUGAGGAAUCUUUCCUCUCCAACAGCUUCCCAACACGGCUGAUACUCCCCGUCUCCCGCCGUGUCGAUGCUUCUCCUCCAUGACCCCGUACUCUCGUUCUUUUUUUGUUCUUUUGUGUUCUCUCAUCCUCUCUCUCUCUCUCUCUCGAGCUCAUCACCAUGAUUUCAUUAUAUUUUUAUGAUUAUUUUUUAUGUUAUUUAUAACACGCUUCCGUCAGAGCCGUCACAGUAACUAACACAGUAAACCAAUCCAUCCGGUACUAAACGUUCGGCUUUCGUUUUAAUAACCCGGAUAUUAUUAUUAUAAUCGUCGUAUUAAAUCGAGGACUAAACUGGAAUCUGAAUGUGGAGGAAAUGGAAAGGAAACGUCUUGGUCCUCCCCGGCGCAGGACGGACGACUGAAUUACUUGACGUGGGUUCGACGGGCGUGGACUUUUCGAGCUGAUAUUUAUUAGUUUGCCGAUGAAGGAAUGAAUCUGUUUGCACUGAAUUUGCUCGACGCUUUCGGGGUUCGGACGGCCGUUCGUCCUGAAGCAGCACUGACCACGCAGAGUUUUGUUCUGACCUCCGUGUCGAGCGGCAUUAGCGCCCGAGCCUGUCCAACCGCCGGGCUCGUAUGUAUUAAUGUACAGUUCUUUUUUUUAAUUUUAUUUAACCAGAUAAACGAUAUAUUACGUGUUAUUCUUGUUCUGAUUUCCGGAUUCGUUAUUCAGUUUUCUAUGCAAGAAUCCGGAGGCCUGGAUGACUGGAAUGGAGAGCGCCGCUCGUAGUAUUUAAACAUCAUCUUGUGUUUUUAUUUUCUGCUCAGUGUUUGUUUGCACCUUUUUAUUUUCACUCCACGUUUGCCGGGCAGUCAUUAUCUUUUAGUUUUGGUCCUUGUUGGAGAUCAGAAUCCUGACAGUAUUCCUGCAUGCCUGAGCUGCUUUACACUUGUAAUAAAUAGAACCCAAUUUGGAUGGAAUUUUCCUUUUCACGUUUUCCUUUUACCCAAACGGACUCGAUCAGCCAGGACACGUUUGGUUGUUUAGUCGUUUGUGCUACGUAGGGUGUAGCUGUAAAUUGCACUACCACGCUACCGCCGGUGCUCUCGGCCUGUCAGGCGUCUACUAAAUCUGGAUGUAGGACUCGGUUCUGUAAGGUAUACCAGAGGAACUCUAACAAUAAGUUCUCUAACAAUAUUAAAUGCACUCCACACCAUUGCAGAUCCACAGCAGGCUGCACUUUGUAUCCGGGCCGCUCCCGGGACAGUCGGACGGCGGUGUGUAGGCUGUACCGGUCACACCUCAGACUGGAACACUCCUUGUUUGGGUUGGCAGUGUAGGAUUGACUCUACAGCAGAGCUCAUGAUGAUUAUGAUGAAGUUCUUGCUCUGUACUGAGGUGCGUUAUCCUCAUAUCACCUCUAGGUGGUGCCAUUCAGUAACACCUACACUGCAAAUUAAGGGUCAGUACCUGCCCCGCCGAGCUCUGGUCACUCACUCACUGUCUGUGGGGUUUAAUUGUGACUAUAGAUACUACACAGGGAGAAAUAUACACUCCUGUGCAAAAAUAAAAAUAAAUGGAUGAUAAAUUAGGCUUUUGAUGGUCAAAUCAUUGAAUAACAGAUACAUUGGCUUAAUUUGGGAGCUUUAGGGCACUUUGCUCUCUUUAAAUGUUCACAUUUUGUGUGUGAACGCUCGGUGGGUAGCACUGUCGCCUCACAGCAAGAAGGUCCUGGGUUCGAUCCUCAGGUGAAGCGGUCCGGGUCCUUUCUGUGUGGAGUUUGCAUGUUCUUACCGUGUCUGCGUGGGUUUCCUCCGGAUGCUCCGGUUUCCUCCCACAGUCCAAGACGUGCAAGUGAGGUGUGAACUGGAGAUACUAAACUGUCCAUGACUGUGUUAUAACCUUGUGAACUGAUGAAUCUUGUGUAAUGAGUAACUACCGUUCCUGUCAUGAAUGUAACCACAGUGUAAAACACGACGUUAAAAUCCUAAUAAACAAACAAAUGUUGUUGUUUUUUUUAACCUCUCAGCAUCGACGGCUUCAAACAUUUCAGCGCUGCCGGGCUGGUUUGUGUUCCUCUACAAGCGCUUAAGUCUUAAAUCUGGACUCUGACCGUCAGUAAUAGACGUUAUAUGUUGGCUUUGGUACAUUAUUUGCACAGGAGUGUGAGUUUUACCCUCGAUUUGUCCUGAUUGUGUAUUUAAACCUGUAGAUUUGCAGCAGUGUUCAAAUACUGACGUAUGUGUAAUAAUAAUAAUUCAAUACAGACGAACUUUUCGGAGUUUAAAAUAAGUACGUCAUCACUAACCCUGCACACAGAAUUAAACAUCUUCUCUUUUGUUUAUGUUUUGUUGUUAUUAACUGUGAUUUAUUUUGGAUUUGCAGGUUUUGCAGAUAUUGUUAAACUAAAUUCUAAGCGCUCGUUUCCGGGUUUUAUAAAACCUUCGUGGUGUCGCAACUUCUAUGCAACGACGUGUCAGAUUUACCCCAAAUUAGGAGCUUUCGAGGAGCCCUCGCCCCCUGAACGGGGUUAAAACAUCUAAGCAAUACGUUGUAUAGUCGGUAUCGGGCACUUAGUGUCGUGUCAUUUCAUCUAUACAAUACCGGACAGUACAGACGGACUCGCUCUUCUGUUCCUGAUAUCAUGGACGUGUCUCAGUGUUCUUCAUUUUAACCCCUGUAGUUUUAAAACAAUUUUUUUUUUUGUGUGUGUUUGUGUUUUUUUUUUUUUAAAUCUGGUCGUGUCUCUCUUGUACAGCGUUUACAGACAAACGUGAGAAUAAAAGCGUGAUGUUCAUUCCUUACUGCAGAAGAGAAGAGAAAACCACCUCGUAUUAAAUUAAUCCUUCAGAUAAUAACAGUUGUGAUGAUGAAUAAACCCUAAUAUAUUCAA